Callorhinchus milii (elephant shark) is the source of this 2620-nucleotide messenger RNA. RefSeq names its product coiled-coil domain-containing protein 127. NCBI's taxonomy places the organism in Eukaryota, Metazoa, Chordata, Chondrichthyes, Chimaeriformes, Callorhinchidae. The coding region runs from base 212 to 1021 and encodes 269 amino acids. The transcript has 4 exons. The record is from RefSeq and is a predicted model, not a curated record.
CACUGGCGGCGCGGGGGGGGCGCGGGGGGGGGGAUCCUCCCCUCUCAGUCACUGAGGGGGAGCGGCCGCACUGAGCACGUGGGAUACUGAGGAAACCCUCAGCUCGUAUCCCAAACACCUGUCACGAAACAAAUUUGCAAAUUGGACUCUUCGAUGAUCACACAUAUUCUGUUGCCUUUAUUGAGCUGGAUAUUUCACAAACUGCAACUCCAUGAACAACCUUAAUGAGCCUAUGCAGUGGAACAUCAUGCCUAACCCUAGAGAGGGUGGAGGUGAUGGAAGCAAAUGGAAUUACGCCCUGUUCGUGCCCAUGUUGGGACUAGCUGCCUUUCGCUGGAUCUGGUCGAGAGAGUCCCAGAAAGAGAUUGAUGGAGUAAAAGCAGAGUGUAAGAUGCAGAUGGAUGCUGCACACAAAGAUUUGGAAAUUAAAUACCGCGACACAAUAGUUCAGUAUCGGCGCUCUAUUGCACAUCUUGAGCUAGAGCAGGAGAAACAUCAGAGCAGAGUGCAAGGCUAUCGAGAAGCUCUUUCAGCACAGAGUCGACAACUUGUUGAAAAACAUGAACAGCUGAAUCAAGAGCGUGCCAGGAUUGAAGAAGAGAAAGCUAUUAUUCAGCAGUCUGGUGCUGCAGGAGCCUUGUACCGGAAUCUGGUGGAAAGAGAAGAAGCAUGGCAAAGGCAGGCCAAUGCAUAUAUAAAAUAUGUUGAAAGAUUACUAGUUGAUAGACAAAACCUGUUUUGUAGUCACUUUGUCCCAAGACACAAUCGCCUUGACCUGGAGAAGAAUAUGCUUUAUCGAGCUGCUACAGACUCGAUGGCUAAAAGGGUUGGAAUAGAAGCUGGCUUGAAGGACAUUUUUAAACAUGAUAAACAUUGUGCUAAUCCAUUGAACACUGACAAACAAAAAAAUGGCAGGUUAAUGUGGCUUUACAUCUCAUACUGGAAACUUCAAGCUGAGCUUCAAAAGUUCAGGAGAGCUGAGGAAGCCAUGUUGGGAAAGAGACCUGACGUGAAGUUUUAAUCGGGGAUAAAUUCCAUGUGGGUCUAGAUAAAGCCUACAAAUGCAGACACCACACUUUACAGAAACUCUGUAAAGCACUGUGAGAUGUGAUAAGGAACUAUAUCCAAUUUAAGAUUAUUAGAAUUAUUCUAAUUCUAUAGCAGUUCAGAGUAUUCCCUUCCUCCCUCCCUCCCCUCAUUCAAGGCUCAUCUCAAUAGGCCCAUCUCUUUGAUUGAGCUUUCCCACAUCUUUCCCUUCCCACAACCCUCACUCCAACCCCCAGCUUGGGUGCUCAGCCAGCAUUCUCAUGCACUUUGAGAUGUCCUCCCGACUUGAAAGGUGUUAAAUAAAUGUUAUUGCAUUCAGAAUUUUGCAGAUUCUUAAAUGCAGCCUUAAUUCUGCGAAUUGAAGCAAUUUUUCUGUAAGUUCUUUUAAGAAAUACAGAAAAAUAACUUCAAAGAUACGACUGAAUUCAACAAUUUGUUUAAUUCUUGAUGCCCUUAAAUGCUGUACAAAUAGCGUAAAUCUAGGCUCAAGUGGAAUCUUUCCCAAUAGAGUUUUAAAACUCUCAAUGCCUAUCCCAAUAGAGACCUAAUUGUAAAUGUUUGGCUGUGGAUCUCUGACUGUGCAAUUUCAAUAACUUAUAAGACAAUUAUGUAAGUUAAAGACCAUGAGAUAUGUAGGACUUAACUCGCUAUAAAAUUGGAUCAUGACCAUUUGACCUAUAAUCAACCUCAAUCAAUCUAUGAUUGAAUAGUCAAUGUAUCUGCGAUUAUUUCUUAAAAUCUGAAACAAUAAUGUGUCUGUCUUGCAAACACUCUUCUCCGUAUCAUGUGUGAGAAUUUGAAAUUGGAUCAGUACUGUGUUUGAAAAGGUUGAUUUCUGAACUGGCACAAUUGGAAUCUGUUCCUCACCUUAUUACAGAGGUCACAAAAAACAAAUCUGAAGCGUCAGAUUUGUUUUUGUGACUUCUGUAAUUAGGUAUUUUCCUUGUUUAAAGGAAGUAUCACUCCAAGAUCUGUGUGCUAUACUCUUGUGUCAGUUAUUGUGUCAGGGUUAUGACAAGGGGCAAAUCUCGUAUUCCCUCAGUGUGAAACUGGCAGUGGUCAAGAAUAAGGCACAUAGAAUUCACCUGUUUUUAAGUAAAAACAGACCUACGUUUUUGAACCUAUCAUAAAUAGAGCCCCUCUUCCCGAUAAUGUAAGCACUGGAUUCAACUUGAUAUUAUUUGGAAACAAAAAAAUAAACUUGAUGUUGUGAGCACCUACAAAUGAUUCUUGCUAGGUGCUAACAACAAAUUGUAUUGUGCCAUGGAAUAGUAACAUAUAGUCUCUUACUUAUUUUUCCACAUAUAGUAUAGCUUUAAGAAGCUUUAAAUGUGUUUGUAAUAUCCUGAUACUGAUAUCCUAUACUGGAUUAUCUCCAGCUGUGUCUGCCCUGUUUUUGUUUAAUUUUUUGCUGCUGGAAAAAAAUGCUUUGUUUGGCUCUCCUACAAGUCUACGGUGAAGAUCUGUUUUUCAGUUUAUUCUUGAAGUCUCCUUCAGCAAUGUUGCAGAAAAACAUUUCUGCUAUUUCUCCUGUUUUAUUUUCAUUCUUUUGCUAUAUUAAAUAAAUCACUUG